Molecule: messenger RNA, 1350 nt
Organism: Trypanosoma brucei brucei TREU927
Lineage: Eukaryota; Euglenozoa; Kinetoplastea; Trypanosomatida; Trypanosomatidae
Exons: 1
Coding region: 1-1350 (449 amino acids)
Molecular function (GO): protein binding
Source: RefSeq, a predicted model, not a curated record
AUGCUUUUCCGGAGUGUUUCAUGUAAGAAUUACCAAAGGGGCGGAUGGAGCCCAGGAUCGAAACAUCAGAAACAUAUGACACUGAACCCAACGUUGUACCUUUACCGCUUCCCGGGUCCACACGGCCCAGGACCGUACACUAUGAAGUACUGGUGGACACUGGGGUGUUUUCCUACUGGUAUGGAGGUGCCAUUCCGGCUACACGAAUUUCUUUCAACGUAUCAACAGGAACACGUACCUGUUGAGGUGGAGGAGUGGCUUCGUUGCUACAUAAAAGAUCCCCUUAGCGAGCUUGUCAACGCUUCUAACGAUUUCUUUAAAGCUGUGGAAGUGUACCCAGAGGUUGAAUCAGCACGUGGAUACAAGACGUUGCAACCCAGUAUUGCUCCUCUCCUCGUUCCGAUGAAAAAAUUCGAGGAGCAACUUGGGGUUAAGAUAUCCCCUGUUGGUCUCAGAUCCGUACUAUCCAACCCCGUUUUAAAAGACCGGUUUCUAGACGAUCUGUUUGAUUAUAAGUCUUAUGUUGAAAAGGGUGGGAGCACGCCUCACCGGCGGCUGGCGAGGAGUCGUUUCGAAGGGUCACUUUCUGUAUUAGGGGAAUGCGAAAAAUGCUUGCCUGAACAACAUCAAGUGGAGAUCAGCGAAAGUUUAGGUACAUUUAUCGGGGCCACAGUGUCCCCCGCUGAGACGACGGCAGAUGAUGAAAGAAGCCUAAUUCUUCUGCUCACGACCAUUUCAGAAGGGUGCAUUAAUGCUGGUAACUAUAGCGAUGCAGCAUCCGUGCUAGCUGACGCCUUAAUGUUUUGUCAUGAUCCUGAUUCCCAGGCCACUACUCACGCUAAUAUCUCAUUUGCUUCACUGUUAAAUGCUGACUUCAAAGGUGCAGAGUACAACGGGAGAGAGGCGGCGUUGCUGCAGCCACAGGUGAAGCCAACGAGCACCGCUUGCGCAAGGGGUUACGUGGGAUGGGCGGCGGCGGCAGCAUAUCAAGAUGACUUUGAGAAAGCUGAGGCGAUCGUGAAGGAUGGUCUCACUUUGUAUGUUGGAAACGAACAUCUUGAAAAACUAGCGAACAAAUUGCAGGCAUUACGUGAAGAGCAGCCAUCCGUCUAUAAACAGGUGCCGCGUUCUUUAAGAGAGAGUCGGUCUCACCUUCCUUCACAACAGUCGCGGGGGUUGCUUAGUGGAAGUGGAAAGGGGUUCAGCAACGAGUUUGAUUGGGUGGAGUUCAAAAAUAAGCUAUAUCCCAGUAAGAUGGAUCCACGGAACAAUGAAAUGGGGUCUGUAUUUCGACGGGUUGGGGACCUGGGAUCUUUUAUUUCCACAUCGAGAUCGAUGGAGAGGUUAUGA